Lodderomyces beijingensis is the source of this 2949-nucleotide messenger RNA. The record is from the annotation of a GenBank genome assembly. Lineage: Eukaryota; Fungi; Ascomycota; Pichiomycetes; Serinales; Debaryomycetaceae.
AUGGACUUUGAAUCUUCAAACAAGAGACCGCGCGAGGAAAACGACCAAGGGUUUGACGGCCAUGGGCGUCCCCAAUUCCAAGAUUUUGAAGCAAAGAGACAACGCAUAGAUCCAGCGCAGGAGUUGAUCAACAAUGUUUGCAAAGACAUUAGGAGGCUAGGAGAGAAUCCCAACCUUGGAGCACAGAUUGAUGAUGUCAACUACAUUUCCAACCCCAUCGUGGCGGAAUUUGAAAAGAUUGAUGCCUUGCGGAAUGCCAUAUUAACCACUAUUCAUUCCAUCAUUAUCGAACAACCACACAAGAUUAAUGCCAUCUGCAACUUGGUGUUCAUUUGCAAUGCCAAAAACUUCGUCAUUGCCAAAUACGUCAUUGAGUAUUUACACGCCAAGAUCCAGCUCUACUUGGACUCCGUCAGCGGAGUCGUUAGUCUUGCACAGGAAAAGAGAGAAGAUGCUGGAGCGUUCAACAGUAUCAAGAGCAUUCUUAAGUUCUUGAGUGCACUUUCGCCCAUCAUUGACGAUUAUGCUAUAAUCAACGUGUUUACCCAGUUUCUCCAGUAUGCCAUUGACUUGCAAACGCAAUCGGGCGACAAGAGGCAUGGGAUCGCUCAAGAAAUAUAUUACAACACCUUGAUCUCGGUGCCAUAUUUGCUCAGCAACGACAAGUCGGAGGAAAUACGAGGACACAUGAACGACUUGAUCGAGUUGGCCGAGAAAUUCCCCAUUGUGGAGCCAGAAUCGCACAAGAUGUUGCAGCCAUUCGACACCAAGAUGGAAAACCUCGAGAUUCCAUAUGAGCCAAAGAAGUUGAUUGACUUGAUUCUCCCGUCGUUGAAAGUUUUGCAAGAAAAUGACUGGCAAUUGACGCUAUUCUUGGACUUUGAACCGUUUUUGCAGCCAAUAUUGCAAACUGCAUUGGAGAACAAUUCAAUCUCCAAGGAUGUCAUCAAGCACAAGUUGCCGCAAUUCUCAUUGCCAGCGUUUGAAAAAGUGCAAGUUUACAAACCGUCAACCGAGGAAAGUAUUGACAAGGUUUGGCAGCAGAACCUGAGGCUUUUGUUUCAAGUUUACAACCAAAACACCGAAUUUGAAACGGUGCCACCUAUCGAGUCCUACGUGGGUUUAUUUUUCAAGGAUAUGUCCUUUGACAUAUUGACGAACUUAUCCUUCAACAAGAAUGAAGCUGCAAUACAACUUGCUGUAUUGGACUUGUUCUUUAGCGCAGACUUGUUCACUCCAGUGGGGACGUCGAUUGAGCAGUUGAACAUGAUCAACGAUGACAACAAAAGCGGGGAAAAUGACCCGCCGUUGUCGACGUGGAAAAUGGAAGAUGUCGCGGUGGAGAGUAUCUUGACCAUGAUUUUCCAGCUCCCAAGAACGCUACAUCGGGAAAUUUACUACUACACUGUUUUGAUCGCGUGUUGUAAAGAGAGUCCCGAAUCGAUGGCCCCCGUGUUUGGUAGAGCCAUUCGAUACUUCUAUGCCAACUUGCAAACACUAGAUUACGAAUUAAAAAUCCGUUUUUUGGACUGGAUGACGACCCAGAUUUCAAACUUUGAAUUCAGCUGGAAAUGGGAGGAAUGGGUUGAGGAUUCACAACAGUUGAGCGAAUUGAAAUACCAUCCAAAGAAAAAUUUCAUAAAGAAUCUCAUUGCCAAGGAGAUUCGAUUAUCAAACAAGAAAAGGAUCAGGGAAAGUUUCAUUGACGUUGUCGACGGCGAGGUGGUGAACUAUGAGGAGUUUUACCAGUACUUGAACAUUGCCUUGUUUUCAGACGUUUCCAAUUACAUCAUCAACUACGACGCUGCCUUGUAUGGCGAUCUGCCCGAGAUCAAGGCCAAAUUGACCGAUUUGUACAAUGCAAAGCAAGCCUCGCUACAAGCUAAAUCAAACGUGAGUUUCCAAGAUGAGAUUUUUUACAAUUUUACAAACCCGGCCCUUCCUUAUCACGAACUUGGAACUAGAGUCUAUCAGUUUGUCAUGUCUCAUCACAAAUCAAAUAAAGAGUUUAACGAUUUGUACAACUCCAUCAUUGAAGACGUGUCCAAACCACAGAUGGUCGUGGACCAAGAGAUGCGUGAUGCUGAUGAUGCCACAGCAGAAACUCAAGCUGGAGCCGAAGCCGGAGCUGAAGCUGAAACCGAAGCUGACGACAACGCCAACGCCAACGAACCUCACUCUGUUGAAGUGCUGAUAUCGGAACCGGUCAAGUUUGCAAUUAACCUCAUUAUUCAAACUUACUGCUACAUUGGUUCCAGAUCGAUAUACUCCGAAGUGAGUAUCUUGAGCAGAGACGUGGAGAAAUUGAAAUUCCUUAGCGGGCAAAAGCUAGAGACAAAGGAAAAGCAAUCGUCGCUGUCUGCGGGCGAAGGAGAAGCCAACUUUGAAGAUUUGCAAUUAGAGGAGGAGACCAUCAAGGAUAGACAGAACUGGAUCAUCGAUGCCGUGUUUAGAAUCUGGGUGCACCAGCCUCAAGUGGUAUUCUUGAUCUUGGAAAACAUGAUUGAGUUUGGUAUCAUCAAGUCGGAAUACUUGUUAGUCAAGGCUUUCAAAGCCAAUCUCAUUAUCGAUAAUGUCUCAUGUAUGGAGUCAGUCAAUCGGAUCUUGGAAAAUAGCAAACCCGAGGAGUUAAAGUAUUCCAUCAAUGUUCUCUUCCGAGAAAUCGUCAGCAAAUUGAACAAGUUGGAUUUGGGAGUCAACGAUGUGGUCAAGAUUGACGAAUUGGAAGGAACCAAUGCAACUGAAGUUGACAAGCAAUGGCUAUUUUACGAAUACUUGGGUCUCUUGAAGUCCUAUUUCCGGAAAUUCAUCAAGUCGUCACAAGACGUUGACGAAGGAGGAGAGGAGUUGCAAGAGUUUGUGGAAAAGAUCAAGACGGUGUUUAAUGACUUGCAAAACAUUCCAACAAGAAUCAACAUCUUGUCGUGGUUCAACGAAUUGAUCAAUUGA